GAUUUCGUUCAGUCCUGAGAAAGUGUUUAAACCGUGCACAUCGUGAUUAGUUAUCACAAAAACCCCAAGCAGGAAGCCCCAAAGUCUCUGGCAAAAGAGGUUCCUCCCAGGGGAACCGCUCAUCUGCCAAGAUGGACGAUCGUACAAUCGACACGAUUUUUGCAGGUUCGCUCGAGAAUUUACCUCCUGUGAGCUCCAAAAUUGUGCGAAUUUUCACCAGUUCAACGUUCACGGAUACCACGAUGGAAAGAAACAACUUGAUGGCAAAAUGUUACCCUCGGAUUAAAGAUUACUGUCGUGAAAAGCACGGUUUGGAAUUUCAGGUCGUCGACAUGCGGUGGGGUGUCCGAGACGAAGCUACGGACGAUCACAUGACGACGGAACUGUGCAUGCGUGAAAUCAAAAAUUGUCAACGCCUCAGCAUGGGUCCCAACUUUGUGGUAUUUCUUGGUCAGAAAUAUGGCUACCGUCCGAUUCCGACGUACAUCCUCUCCUCAGAACUGCAACUGAUUCGUGAUGAUCUUGCCGCCAUGGGUAUUGACGUUACUUUGCUGGACAUGUGGUACAAAAAGGAUAGCAACGCUGUCCCACCGAUCUCAAUAUUGCAGCCGAUUUCAUCGAUUCUUACUAAUUUCAACAAUAAGCGCGUACCAAAACUUCAAGCAGAAGAUCAAGCUGUUUGGUGGGAUACCUUGACCAAAAUGCAGAAGCUGUUCCGUAAAGGUGCUGCCUCCUGCCAUGCCCAGGGGAAACUGGACAAAGAUCAAAUGCACAACUACUUCAUGUCUGUAACUGAACGAGAGGUCAUAAACGGUGUUCUCAACGUAAAAAAUACAAAGAAUCACUGUAUUGCGUACCUACGCUACAUAAAUAACAUAAAUUUGCAAAACCUAAAGAAGGCUUCACUAUACGUAGAUAUUCUGAACCGUAGUUUAGACACGGAAGCUUGUAAACUUCUGGCUGAUCUGCGCGACGUGCGCGUGCCGAAUCGGAUCGAAGUCUCCAAUUUACAAAAAUAUACUAUAGAAUGGAUCGGUCGCGAAGGCCUGGACGUCGAAACACAUGAAGAAUAUCUGAACCACUUUAUUACGCACUUUUACAAGAACAUUGUGAAGCUGGUCGAUCGAGCCAUGCGCAAAGAAGAUUCCAGUGCCCAGGGGCAGAUAGUAACGGAGAUAUUGCAGCACCUGCACGCUUGUAACAACUCGGUCAAGGUAUUUUAUGGGCGUGAAGAGCAACUGGAACGCAUAGAGAAUUACAUGCUCGGGCUGAGCGAUAAGCCGUUGGUUCUGUACGGCGAGGGCGGAUGUGGCAAGACUUCACUGUUGGCCAAGAGUGCCGCCCUAACAUCGACAGAUUGGUUCGCCAAGGUUCGACCGAUCAGCAUCAUUCGCUUCCUGGGAACCACUCCGGACUCGAGCACACUGACUCCCACGUUGAUCUCGAUCUGUCAGCAGAUCUCGUACAAUUUUAUGCUACCAUUUGACCAAAUUCCGGACGAUCUUGUUCCGUUGACGGCACAUUUCAAGCAACUGCUCACUUACGCAAGUAAGCAGCAGCCUUUACUACUGUUUCUGGAUUCAGUUGAUCAGCUGACCGGAGCUCAAGAUUCUGGAAAAGUGUCGUGGCUACCAACCAGGCUACCACCGUUCUGCAAGAUCAUCGUGUCAUGCGCCGCUGAAGAAUCCAACCCGGUCGUAUCCCAGGAGUAUCAUCUGCUGCGCCGUAUGAUUGACGUGGAAGGUAACUUCAUCGAGGUUACCGCGUUAGGCGAAGAUCUAGCGAUGAACGUGAUUAAGAUGUGGAUGGCGACCGCCUGUCGCGAUCUUUCCAACUACCAGUGGCGAUUGGUAGCGAAUGCAAUUGGCAAAUGUUCUCUGCCGAUUUUUGUAAAGUUGGUAUUUGCGGAAAUUUGCCGUUGGAGAAGCUACACUCGACCGCAGGACACACACCUGGCUUCAACGGUCAUGGACAGUAUUAUGAUGUUGUUUGAACGAAUCGAGAAGCAGCACGGUCGCAUCCUGGUGUUCCACGCGUUGGCCUACAUAACUGCGGCCAAGUCGGGUCUGUCGGAGAGCGAGCUGGAAGAUUUGAUUUCCCUUGAUGAUCGCGUGCUGGACGACGUCUACCAGUACCAUUUGCCUCCGGUGCGGCGAAUUCCACCUCUGCUGUGGACCCGUAUCCGGAAUGAUCUUCCGAACUAUUUGAGUGAACGAGAAGCCGACGGAGUCAACGUUAUGAACUGGUACCACAGACAGUUCCGGGAUACGGCCAAGGAGCGCUACUUCAAGAACAUGAAUAUGGCCAUUUACUUCCACUCGAUGAUUGCCGAUUACUAUCUCGGCAUCUGGGGCGGCAAACCGAAGCCGUUCAAGUACACCGAAAUUCAGCGGCACCGGUUCGGGUUGACGGAUAAGGAAGGUAUCGCCGACAGAAAGGUUCCAAUUCAGCCGUUAGUAUUUAUCAAUAAAGAAGGAAAAGUUACGCGGUACAAUUUGAGAAAGUUUGGCGAGCUUCCGUUCCAUCUGGUUCGCUCGCGACGCUUCACAGAUCUCUUCCGAAACGUGCUCUUCAACUACGACUGGCUUCACGCCAAACUAUCCAGCUGUCCACUGCAGGCUGUGCUGGCAGAUUUCGAGGACGCUUCGAUAAAUAUCGAUGACAAAGACGCCAGACGGGAGCUGAUGUUGGUCGCUGACGCCCUUAGACUGGGCGGGGCCAUUCUGGGUGUUUACCCAAAUAUGCUGGCUGCGCAGUUGGUAGGUCGUUUACUGCCGGAAAUCGGCGGUAAUCCCAACAUAAAAAUGCUCCUGGAAGCUUGCGACAAAUCGGGACCGAAAGAUUCAGCCCUAAUCCCGCUAAACCACUGUCUGCACACCCCGGGCGGUCCACUCAAGUACUCCCUCGAAGGACAUCAAUUUGCUGUUUUUGGCUUCUGUCUCACCAGCGAUUACCGCUAUAUGGUGUCAAUUUCGACCCGAUUUAUCACUUGGGAUUUGUCCACCUCCGAUUUGACACGUGAUGUGAAUCCGGGCGUAGAAGGAAUCAUGCAACAAUUGGUCCUUAGUCCAGACAACAAAUGGGCAGCCGCGUACACCAACAACAGCCAAAGUGUGCUACUGAACAUGCUGUCCAGUGAAUUUGCCAUCAUUGAUAACCCCUUUGAAGAGACGGAACCCAUCACGGGACUGUUUCUGCUGAACAAAAAUCUCUUUUUGCAUACCAAGCUGCGCUAUGCGUUUUAUGAUAUGCGAGGAGCGCUCAUCGAGAAGCAUCAGCUGCCGGACAUUACCGACGAGUGGGAGCUGUUGUUCAUGGAAUUUACGUCGUUUACCAACUUCUUUGCCGUCCUGUGGUCGGGACAAAUCAACGAAACGCGACUCUUACUCUUCACCAGCAGAGAAGGCCUGACGAUUCCAACUGUUAACAUGCACAGCGUAAUAACCAUGAAAAAGGAUCGUUCGCGAAUGUACUGUUGCCACCAGGAAGAUCUUUAUCAGGUCAGCGAGUUUGAGUACCACGAAACCGUCGAGAACGACGUGGUGGUCGGGGCAGAGUGGCGCCACGUGCGCGAUUUACCACGCUAUGAGAAUGAUGUCAAGGAGACGGCCCUUCAGCUCAAGAUGGAUCAAAACGAUCGCUUCCUGCUGGCCAGCACGGCCAACGGGUUCGUCGUUUGGGACUUUGACCCGGAAGAUCCCAUCUCUGAGGAGGCCAUAUAUCUUGCAUUACCGCAUAGUGUGCGCAACAUAUCGACCAAACUGACCCAAUCCAACUCGGUGAUGAUCAGCUCCAAGGUGGAUUAUGCUGUGGCUGGGGUUAGGAAAAAUCUCUAUGUUUGGAGUGUAAAGACCAAACAACUCAUGAAGGUACUCGAUGCUCACUUUGGAAGAAUAAUGCAACUUGAGGCAUUAACUAUAGGUACAUGGAACAGCGUGAUCACGUCGAGCAUUGAUCGCUCCGUGAAAAUUUGGAACAUAAACAACAUUUUUGAACAGGUUCACGUAAUUGAUCGGCACGAACUUCAAAUUGAUAGUAUCAGUCUUUCGGAGAACGGCGAGCUGGCGGUAACCGUCACCAGAGGAUGCGUAGGCGUCUGGGAGAUACGAACGGGUCGGCUGCUCUCGAAGCUAGCCGACAGUCCCCUCGGGGCCAUUGUAACCCAUGCCAUUGUAACUCCCGACGGAAGAUACAUAGUUUCGUCGGAGACGGGCAAAAUUCUAAUCUGGAACCGGGUAACCGAGCAGGUGCUUUCGCGUGAUUCGCAACCGGGCUGCAUGCAGAUCAACUUUUUGGAAAACGGAGAGAAAUUUCUGGCCGUUUCCUGUCCCAAUGCUUCGGCUUCUAUGGCGGCCCCCGGUGACGAGCAGAAGCUGCUGGCACACGCCAUAGUACGAGGCAUUCCGGAUGGACAGACGGUUUUUAAUUUCGACUACCCCGUACGGUUGGUGCCGGGACUUCCGUUCCGGUGCGCUGUGGUCACGGUCGACGGUCAGCAUAUUGUAUGUGCUUCGAUUGACAAAAAUAACAAAGAUUCGAUUUGGGUAUACAACGCGAACAAUGGAAUGCACGAGCACAAGAUUUCCCUCAAAGGGUGCAAUAUAAAGGAAAUGGUUUCCUUGCUUCCACUGCAGAACAAGCCAUCCCAAGUAGCGGUCAUCACCAACGAGAAGGGAAGCAUUAUGGACAUUAAGAUCAGGAAGCACGUCCGAUCCAUCCCAAAGUGGGGCGGAACCAGCACCAAGGACGGCAAGUUUGGACUUUACGCUCCCUCUCGGGGUGGCUUGGAACUUCUCGAGCUCAAGAAGGGAUCAACGGUCAAAACCUUCAUUCCGAAGGUGGCCGAAGGGGUCUUCACGGUGAUCUGCAUGUUCACCGAAAACGACGAGUACGUGCUGUACUAUCACAGCGGCAGGAAGACUCUGAGGGUUUUUCGAACCAGUGACACUGAAAUGAUUGCCAACUACAGAAUGCAGGCGGAGCUAACUUCAAUAAAGAGCACGACCGACGGAAAGAGUCUGGUUCUCGGCACGGUUGACGGUUGCAUCUCUGUGUUGGCUAUCGCUGAUCCGCAAAAAUCCGAGAUGCAGGAAUUCCUCAAGCAACUACCGUCGCGGGACGCAAACUGGAAGAAAAAACUCGCGAAACAGAAGGCAUCUGCCAGAUUCAAAGCUGCGAUGAGGUUGGCAUCGAUCUCAACGCGAUUUGGAACUCCGGUAGAUGAAGAUGAUGACGACGAUGACAAAGAUAAUGAAGCAUAAAUGCUCCUAGUCGUUACUUCUGCACCAAUACUGUGUAUGUUGAAUGUUGUUUUGCAUUAAACUAUUUAAAUAAAUCUGUAACUCCAAUGUA
Messenger RNA from Culex pipiens pallens (northern house mosquito), 5352 nucleotides. Its product is annotated as NACHT and WD repeat domain-containing protein 2. Bases 132 to 5261 code for a protein of 1709 amino acids. Gene Ontology annotation, molecular function: protein binding. The record is from RefSeq and is a predicted model, not a curated record. The transcript is spliced from 17 exons. Lineage: Eukaryota; Metazoa; Arthropoda; Insecta; Diptera; Culicidae.